This is a messenger RNA of Mobula hypostoma (lesser devil ray), 1203 nucleotides long. It is a transcript of the gene cdca3, whose product is annotated as cell division cycle associated 3. Bases 136 to 924 code for a protein of 262 amino acids. Lineage: Eukaryota; Metazoa; Chordata; Chondrichthyes; Myliobatiformes; Myliobatidae. The transcript has 6 exons. The record is from RefSeq and is a predicted model, not a curated record.
AAACGCCAGGGCUGUCUGUGAUUGGUUGAAGGGAAGGAGCGCGACCACAGUGAUUGGGUGACGGGCGAGCGACGCGGCAGAUUUGAACGGCGGCCUGGAGGACGGGUUGAAGAGGCUAACGGUUGCGGCCGGCCAAUGGGGACGUCGAGCAGCAGCUGCACCGAGACUCCGGUGAAGGUAGUCUACAACAGUCACCUGGGGAACGUCCUGGACCCCCGCUCCCCCACUGCCGGCAUCCUGCGCACCCCCAUCGAGGUUCUCAGCAGCCCCGGUACCCCCGAAGCUCGAUCGGAGCCGGGCGUGCAGGCGGCGGAGGAGGAGGGAGGAGAGCCAUCGGGCUCACUGGACCCCCGCUCGCCCACUCCCGGGGUUAGCCGCACCCCCCUCAAGCCCAGCGUGUCCGAAGGGCUCGGCUCCCUGGCGAGGCAGCUGACCGGCAUGUUCAUCAGCCCGGAGCGGGAGAGCCAGGAGGACGCCAGGAGCCCCCCGGACGUCGAGGCCGCCGACCAGCUGCUGGACUGCGAGGGCGAAGAGGAGGAGAAGGGCGUGGAAGCCGCCGAUCCCCCUGCCCAGCCGGGCCGAGGGUACCCAGUUGACACCGGGGUGCAGCGGCCGGAACAGAGGCCCACCAAGCGGGUGGUGCAGAGAGAAGCUCAGCGGCCGACCAGCUGGGCCAGGAGGAGCCAGCCGGGCAGACCGCAGUCGGUGUUGGCGAAGGGCCGCUGCCCUCUGCAGCUCCUCAAGGACGACAACUCCCCGACGUGCUCGCUGUUCAGGAGACAGGUGAAGACGACUCUGCGUUCCUCAGGCAGCCCAGGUGAGCUGAUUGCCCGGAGCCCCCUGAAACUGGGACAUUGCCCGGCCGACAAGGAGAACCAUGGCUCCCAGUGGUUGUCGGGUGAGCUGAGGGCCUGCCCCCCCUGACCGGGUGUGGGUGAGGAGCUGCUGCAGAACCCCCUCCCCGGGUCUGCUCCCUGUCCCGAGGACAACACUAACUCUUUCACCUUCUGCCUCCUGUGCCAUCUCUGCCCCGGGUCGAACUUUCUGCCACCGUGCCGAGCGAUGCACUGCCUCCUCGUCCCCGGCGCGUGAGGGCGUUCUGUACACUGCCUGUCCACCUACCUUCCUUCCUUCCUUUGCUGCUGGCGUGGCCCGGUUCUUCACUUCUGAUUUUAUCCUGUCCUAAUCGUUAAUAAAAGUGUU